UAUGUAAUUGAGACGCCAGGGGAAGCAGACAAAGGAAGACAUGAAUACCUGACAUUAACUUUUAAUCUAAGUUAAAAAGUCGGUGAACGUUGUGGACGCGGUGGAGGAAUUGAAGGGCGAUAGAGAGAAGCUGUUGAUUUCCUUUUUUUUUUUGCAGAGUGGAUUUGCUACAUUCAUAUGAGGAGGCGGACCUCUGACUGCCGUGCUCAAUAUGCUGAAAGCAAGCCCGAUGUGUGCAUACUGUAUGUGGGAGUACAGAGACUAUUUUGUCUUAAUUCAAUCAUCAGGAUCGGGAUACAUUGCACUUUAAACCGCGUUGGAUACACAGUUUAUUUUUCUUGGCAGCAAGCUAUAGCCUAUUUAUUUGGUCGUGUUUUUUUUACCAGACAGAAGAUUUUAUACUAUCCAUUUGCACUUUUUUUCUUCUUUUGAAGUUGACUUAAGUAGACUACCGGUUUGCCUCAGAGCUAGCUACCUUUUUUUAAAUCGUAAAAAUAAUUAUAAUCUGAUAUUGAUCCUUAAGGAACACAUGAGGGGAAUCUAUUGACGUCUAACGUUACUUCGUGGCAUGUCACACAAUGGUGUCAUUUUCGGAUGGAGUUUUGAGGUUCCUAAUAUCUUCAUUUUGAAGUUCUUGAACACUUGAAUUAGGCUAGAUCAUUAUUUCUGUAGACAGGCCUAUAAUUCAUUAUAGAUGCCAAUAGUGGAGCAUUUCUUUGUUACACCAACAGAUCCUAUAGACUAUUUUUGCUGUUAUAGACCACACCAUAUGAGUAUAUCUAAACACUGCUGUUUUUUUUUAUUUUUUAAGUUGGGUGCAUUUUAUCUAACAACUGUUGUGUCUGACGUUCCAUUCUUGUGACUCGACACAUUCGAAUAUUUCUGCCCAAAACGUAAUUCUCUACGUAGUCUUGGCACCCGGCUGAAUCGUUGGAGAAAGCUUUCCAUUUUGGCAUAGCCAUCGUUUGAUUGAUCGUCCCUUCACACCGAUAACAAUUAGUGGCUUCCCUCACGAUGAGUUACUUCUUCUACCAAGCAGUGAUUGUAUUGCUACGUGGACUCGUCAUCUCUGCGGUACUGGGAUUGGAAAGCAGCUACUCAAACGAUAUGUUGAACCGUGCGUCUGAUGCCGCAAUUGUAGCCACUACAGACCCCUGUCUGACGGUGAUGCCGCCAUGCAUGGGCGACGCAGACCGUUUCAGCCUGGAGGCCCUCCGGGUCAUCCACAAACAGCUGGAUGACGACAAUGACGGGGGGAUUGAGGUCAACGAGAGUGUAGAGUUUAUUAGAGAAGACAUGAAGCAACAGCAAACCAACAAACACAGUAACCUGCACAGGGAAGACCAACACAUCACUGUAGAGGAGCUGUGGAAGGGCUGGAAAACCUCAGAAGUUCACAACUGGACGACGGAUGACACAGUCCAGUGGCUUAAGGAGUCGGUGGAGCUGCCUCAGUAUGAGAGGAACUUCAGAGACUUCCGGUUCAAUGGAAACACUCUGCCCCGAUUAGCGGCAAACGAACCGUCGUUUAUGUCUGGUCAGCUAAAGGUAUUAGACCAGCGGCACAAACACAAACUGAAUCUAAAAGCACUAGAUGCUGUGCUCUUCGGCCCUCCCUUACGUCCACAACACAACUGGAUGAAGGACUUUGUGUUGAUGGUAUCUAUAGUGAUCGGGAUGGGGGGCUGCUGGUUCGCCUACAUCCAGAACAAGUCUUCCAAGGUGCACAUGAGUCAGAUGAUGAAGGACUUGGAGAGCCUGCAGAGUGCUGAGCAGAGCCUCAUGGACCUUCAGGGACGCCUCGAAAAGGCCCAGGAGGAGAACCGCACUGUGGCGGUGGAGAAGCAGAACCUUGAGCAGAAGAUGAGGGAUGAGAUCAGCGGGGCCAAGAAGGAGUCGUACCGCCUCCGUGAGCUCCGCCAGGGGGCAGAGUGUGAGCUCAGCCGCCUCAAAUAUGCUGAGGAGGAACUGGUGCAGGUGCGUAUGGCCCUGAAGCGAGCAGAGAAGGAGAUGCAGACGGAGUGGUCGGUCCCAGAGGCCCUACAGAUGUGGCUACAACUCACCCAUGAGGUGGAGGUCCAAUACUACAACAUCAAGAAACAUAGCGCGGAGCUACAGCUCACUGUCGCUAAGGAAGAGGCAGAGAAAAUCAAAAAGAAGAGGAGUUCUGUGUUUGGAACACUUCACGUCGCCCACAGUUCAUCACUGGAUGAAGUGGACCACAAGAUCCUAGAGGCCAAGAAGUCCCUGUCGGAGGUGACCGCCUGCCUGAGGGAGCGUCUCCACCGCUGGCAGCAGAUUGAGAAACUGUGUGGCUUCCCCCUGGUGCACAACUCUGGGCUGCCCAGCCUGACUGCCACCCUGUACUCUGACCACAGCUGGGUGGUCAUGCCCCGCGUCUCCGUGCCCCCCUACCCCAUCGCCGGUGGAGUGGACGACCUCGAUGAGGACACGCCUCCAAUCAUUCCACAAUUCACCUCAGCCUCUAUAAUGCGGCCCCCUCUGACGCGCAGCAGCAGCCUGUGUCGGUCCCGCCGGAGUCUCUACAGCACCCCGCAGCCUUCAAUGAUGUCUGCCGACCCUGACCUGCUCUCUAUGGCCAGCCCACCCCUCUCCUACCACCCAGAGGGUGAAGAAGAACACAUCCUCUUCAUAGAGAGAAAGGGGGACACUCAGGAUACGUCCUCAGACACAGACUCUCUGAACUCCUCCAUGGGAAGGAAACAGUCCUAUGCCAACCCCUGCACGCCAGGCCCAGAGCCCCCCUACCGCAAAAUCUCCCGCGAGGAGCUGAUGAUGCUGAGCCAGCAGGAGCCUCAGACUUACAUCCGUGACUCACCCCCUCCUCAAGGGGGAGUUGCGUCCCUCUCGACUUCCUCCUCGGCCAACCCCUCCCCUGCCCUGGAGCACCACUCACACUCCCACACGCAUUCGCACAAACACAAGGGCUCACCCGACCUCACCCGUGGCUCCAUCCCAGAGUCCCACAGCAUGUCCUUCACCACCCCGACGGCGGGCAACAAGGCCGUAUUCAACGGCAUCCUGGAGAAGUCCUAUAGCAUGGGCCAGCUGCCCGCGGGCAUGACGGGGGCAGGGGGGGUGGUGGUGGUGGGGCGCAACCCAUCCCUCACCUCACUGGAUAAUGAGGGCAGGGGGGCGGGUGGCAAGGAGAAGAAACUACAGAGGACCUCUUCUCAGGACUCCUGUGACAACGGAGACAAGACCAAGAAGUCCUCGUCCAAGAUCAAGAGCUUGUUCAAGAAGAAAAAGUAGUAGUACUCAGAGAGCGAGAGAGAGGGGACGGGACAAAAAAGGAUCAAGAUGAAGUCAUUUUAGCCUUAAUAAAAAAAUGUACGUUGUCAACGGAAGCUAAAACAUUUUUUGUUUGUUCCAUUGUUCCUUUUUUUUCUUCAAAGAUGGAAUGUAAGCUCUGUCUGGGCACCACAAUAAUGCCUGUUAAUGAAUUGUUUUUGCUCACUCAUAGCCUCGAAGUUAAGCCUUCAAAGGUCACAGAAAGGUCAAAAGGUAAAGGGUCAUGCCAGCUGCCAUCGCCCAGGCAACCGCAAAAAGCAUGAGCCUGCUCACUCAACGUCUUCUGGUUCUUUUUCCGUUAAAGAAACAAAAAAUACAUUUCACUUGUGUUCUAUCUGGGGGUUUAGGGGCUUGUACUUGACACAUUUAUUUUCAGAAAAGAAAAAAAUACUACUUAAGUUUGUUUCACUACUGCUUUCCUGUAUUCUGGGAAAGGACCGCCGCUGCUCGCCAAGUAAAUAUUAAUGUAUACAAUACAGAUGAGAAUGAUGUAUGGGGAGAGGCAUUGGAGAUGCAACACAUGGUAGGCUAUUGAAGCCAAAAUCGCUUGGUGUUUCCAAUGUUUUUUUGCAAUGGAUUUUAUUUAUACACACACACACACACACACACACACACACACACACUGAGUAUACCAAACAUUAGAAACACCUUCCUAAUUUUGAGUAGCACCCACCCUUUUUGCCCUCAGUACAGCCUCAAUCGUCAGGGCAUGGACUCGACAAGGUGUGAAAAGUGUUCCACAGGGAUCUUGGCCCAUGUUGACUCCAAUGCUUCCCAUAGUUGUGUCAAGUUGUCUGGAUGUACUUUGGGUGGUGGACUAUUCUUGAUACACAAGGGAAACUGUUCUGUUGAGCGAGAAAAACAUAGUAGUGUUGCAGUUCUUGACACAAACCGGUGUGCCUGGCACCUACUACCGUACCCCGUUCGAAGGCACUUAAAUAUUUUGUCUUACCUAUUCACCCUCUGAAUGGGACACAUACAUAAUCCAUGACUCGGUUGUCUCAAGGCUUAGAAAUCCUUAUUUAACCUGUCUCCUCCCCUUCAUCAACACUGAUUGAAGUGGAUUUUAGAAGUGACAUCAAUAAGCGACCAUAGCUUUCAUCUGGAUUGACCUGGUCAAUCAUGGAGCAGGUGUUCUUAUUGUUUUGUAACACACUACAUAUAGAAAAGUAUGUGGACACCCCUUCAAAUCAGUGGAUUCGGCUAUUUCAGCCAUAUCCGUUGCUGUCAGGUGUAUAAAAUCGUCAAAUUUCUUUCCUGUUAGAGCUGCCCCAGGUCAACUGUAGGUGCUGUUAUUGUGAAGUGGCAACGUCUAGGAGCGACAACGGCUCAGGCAUGAAGUAGUAGGCGACACAAGCUCACAACGUGACCGCCGAGUGCUGAAGCACAAAACACAUAAAAAUUGUCCGUCUGCACUUGCAACACUGACUACAGAGUUCCAAACUGGGAGCAAUGCCAAGUGUAGGCUGGAGAGGUGUAAAGCUUGUUGCCAUUGUACUCUGGAGCAGUGGAUACGUAAGUUUGGUGAAGGAGGAAUAAUUGUCUUUGGCUGUUUCAUGGUUGGGGAAGGCUCUUUCCUGUUUCAACAUGACAAUGCCCCCAUGCACAAAGCGAGGUCCAUACAGAAAUGGUUUGUCGAUGUAGAAGAACUGGACUGGCCUCUCUACUGAGCCCUGACCUCAACCCCAUCAAACAAUUUUGGGAUGUAUUGGAACGCCGACUGCAAGCCAGGCCUAAUCGCCCAACAUCAUUGCUCGACCUCACUAAUGCUCUCCCCGCAGCAAUGUUCCAACAUCUAGUGGAAAGCCUUCCUAGAAGAGUGGAGGCUGUUAUUGCUGCAAAAGGAGGACUGACUCCAUAUUAAUGCCCAUGAUUUGGGAAUGAGAUGUUCGAUGAGCAGUGGUUUCACAUCCUUUUGGUCAUGUAGUGUGUAUGUAUAUAUACAGUACCAGUCAAAAGUUUUGACACACACCUACUCAUUCAAGGGUUUUUCUUACUUUUGACUAUUUUCUACAUUGUAGAAUAAUAGUGAAGACAUCAAAACAAUUGAAAUAACACAUGGAAUCAUGUAGUAACCAAAAAAGUGUUAAUUAUUAAACAAGUCAAAAUAUAUUUGAGAUUCUUCAAAGUAGCCACCCUUUGCCUUGAUGACAGCUUUGCACACUCUUGGCAUUCAAUCAACCAGCGUCACCUAGGAUGCUUUUCCAACAGUCUUGAAGGAGUUUCCACAUAUGCUGAGCACUUGUUUGCUGCUUUUCCUUCACUCUGCGCAGUCCAACUCAUCCCAAACCAUCUCAAUGGGUUGAGGUCAUGUGAUUAUGGAGGCCAGGUCAUCUGAUGCAGCACUCCAUCACUAUUCUUCUUUGUCAAUUAGCCCUUACACAGCCAGGAGGUGUGUUGGGUCAUUGUCCCUUGAAAGACAAAUGAUAGUCCCACUAAGCGCAAACCAGAUGGCGCAUUGCUGCAGAAUGCUGUGGUAGCCAUGCUGGUUGUGUGCCUUAAAUUCUUUUUAAAAAUCAGUGUCACCAUCACACCUCCUCCAAUGCUUCACGGUGGGAACCACACAUGCGGAGAUCAUCCGUUCACCUACUCUGCGUCUCACAAAGACACGGCAGUUGGAACCAAAAAUCUCAAAUUUGGACUCAUCAGACCAAAGGACAGAUUUCCACCAGUCUAAUGUCCAUUGCUCGUGUUUCUUGGCCCAAGCAAGUCUCUUCUUCUUAUUGGUGUCCUUUAGUAGUGGUUUCUUUGCAGCAAAUUGACCAUGAAGGCCUGACCCAAGCAGUCUCGUCUGAACAGUUGAUGUUGAGAUGUGUCUGUUACUUGAACUCUGUGAAACAUUUAUUUGGGCAGAGGCUGGUAACUAUUGAACUUAUCCUCUGCAGCAGAGGUAACUCUGUGUCUUUCUUUCCUGUGGCAGUCCUCAUGAGAGCCAGUUUCAUCGUAGCACUUGAUGGUUUUUACAACUGCAACUUUAAAAGUUCUUGACAUGGUUCGUAUUGACUGACCUUCAUGUCUUGAAGUAAUGAUGGACUGUCAUUUCUCUUUGCUUAUUUGAGCAGUUCUUGCCAUGAUAUGGGAUUGGUCUUUUACCAAAUAGGGCUAUCUUCUGUAUACCACUCCUACCUUGUCACAACUGAUUGGCUCAAAUGCAUUAAGAAGGAAAGAAAUUCCACAAAUUAAGUUUGUGGAAUGGCUCACCUGUUAAUUGAAAUGCAUUCCAGGUGACUACAUCAUGAAGCUGGUUGAUAGAAUGCCAAGAGUGUGCAAAGCUGAUUUUUUAACACUUUUUUUGGGCUGCAUGAUUCCAGACGUGUUAUUUCAUAGUUUUGUUGUCUUCACUAUUAUUCUACAGUGUAGAAUAGUAAAAAUAAAGAAAAACAUGGAAUGAGAAUGUCCAAACGUUUAACUGGUACACACACACACACACACACACACAAGUAGGAGGUUUACGUACACCUUGGCCAAAUACAUUUAAACUCAGUUUUUCACAAUUCCUGACAUUUAAUCCUAGUAAAAAUUAAAUGUCUUAGGUCAGUUAGGAAUCACCACUUUUAGUUCAGAAUAAUAGUAGAGGGAAUUAUAUAUUUCAGCUUUUAUUUCUUUCAUCACAUUCCCAGUGGGUCAGAAGUUUACAUACACUCAAUUAGUAUUUUGUAGCAUUGCCUUUAAAUUGUUUAACUUGGGUCAAACAUUUCAGGUAGUCUUCCACAAGCUUCCCACAAUAAGUUGGGUGAAUUUUGGCCCAUUCCUCCUUACAGAGCUGGUGUAACUUAGUCAGGCCUCCUUGCUCGCACACGCUUUUUCAGUUCUGCCCACACAUUUUCUAUAGUAUUGAGGUCAGGGCUUUGUGAUGGCCACUCCAAUACCUUGACUUUGUUGUCCUUAAGCCAUUUUGCAACAACUUUGGAAGUAUGCUUUGGGUCAUUGUCCAUUUGGAAGACCCGUUUGCAACCAAGCUUGAACUUCUUGACGGAUGUCUUGAGAUGUUGCUUCAAUAUAUCCACAUAAUUGUCCUCCCCCAUGAUGCCAUCUAUUUUGUGAAGUGCACCGGUCCCUCCUGCAGCAAAGCACCCUCACAACAUAAUGCUGCCGCCCUGUGCUUCACGGUUGGGAUGGUGUUCUUCGGCUUGCAAAGCCUCUCCCUUUUUCCUCCAAACAUAACGAUGGUCAUUAUGGCCAAACAGUUAUAGUUUUUUUUUUAUCAGACCAGAGGACAUUUCUCCAAAAAGUACAAUCUUUGUCCCCAUGUGCAGUUGCAAACCGUAAUCAGGCUCUUUUAUGGCGGUUUCGGAGCAGUGGCUUCUUCCUUGCUGAGCGGCCUUUCAGGUUAUGUCGAUAUAGGACUUGUUUUACUGUGGAUAUAGAUACUUUUGUACCUGUUUCCUCCAGCAUCUUCACAAGGUCCUUUGCUGUUAUUCUGGGAUUGUUUUUCACUUUUCGCACCAAAGUACGUUCAUCUCUUAUUCGACAGAACGCGCCUCCUUCCUGAGCGGUAUGACGGCUGCGUGGUCCCAAGGUGUUUAUACUUGCGUCCUAUUGUUUUUACAGAUGAACGUGGUACAUUCAGGCAUUUGGAAAUUGCUCCCAAGGAUGAACCAGACUUGAUUUUUUUCCCAUGAUGUCAAGCAAAGAGGCACUGAGUUUGAAGGUCGGCCUUGAAAUACAUCCAGAGGUAUACCUCCAAUUGACUCAAAUGAUGUCAUUUAGCCUAUCAGAAGCUUCUAACACCCUGACAUCUUUUUUUCUGGAAUUUUCCAAGUUGUUUAAAGGCACAGUCAACUUAGUGGAUGUAAACUUCUGACCCACUGGAAUUGUGAUAGUGAAAUAAUCAGUUGUUGGAAAAAUUACUUUUGUCAUGCACAAAGUAGAUGUCCUAACCGACUUGCCAAAACUAGUUUGUUAACAAGAAAUUUGUGGAGUGGUUGAAAAACGAGUUUAAAUAACUCCAACCAAAGUGUAUGUAAACUUCCGACUUCAACUGUAUAUAAUAUCUGGACGUUGUUUUUACAUUAUUUUGUUCUUGUAGACAUUUUUUAAAUAGAAAUGUGAUUUCUAGUGGUGGGGGUUCACAAGGACUGACUAUGUUUUUUACUGAAGAGUGAUAGAUAAAGAAUAUGCAGAUUUUACCCAUACCCUUAACGUACCUGUUUUUGUAAACAUCCCUGAGCUUUUCCUGAACAUUUUACCCUUACUCUAACCUGUUACCUCUUUCAACUUCUUUCUCCACUGUUUACUUAUACACUAUGAAAGGGAAUGGUCACUAGCAAUGUACAUCGUAGGAGACAAGCUAAGCUGAAGAGUAAAGUUAAUGGGUUCUGUUUUAUCAUAUGCAUUUGUAAUAUCAGAAUUCUACAGAUGUGACAUUUGCUAUUGUAGUGUAUUCCUACAUCCUACAUCCACAAAAAAAAUAGUUAUAGAUGAGCAGGACAUAGGAAUGUUUACGAGAUGUUAGCAGAUUUCUUUGAACAUUUGGUGUGUGAAUAAUUGUAUACCAUAGACAAACCAAUAAAGCAUAACAAUGCUGUCUUCA
This is a messenger RNA of Oncorhynchus masou masou (cherry salmon), 8845 nucleotides long. RefSeq names its product stromal interaction molecule 2-like. NCBI's taxonomy places the organism in Eukaryota, Metazoa, Chordata, Actinopteri, Salmoniformes, Salmonidae. The record is from RefSeq and is a predicted model, not a curated record. Gene Ontology annotation, cellular component: endoplasmic reticulum; plasma membrane. The coding region runs from base 1015 to 3273 and encodes 752 amino acids. Gene Ontology annotation, biological process: store-operated calcium entry; intracellular calcium ion homeostasis; activation of store-operated calcium channel activity. Gene Ontology annotation, molecular function: calcium ion binding; protein binding; calcium channel regulator activity. The transcript has 12 exons.